AGUUUAUAAAAUAUUGUUGGUUUUACGAAAACAUGAAUAACAUAAGGAAAAUGUUUACCUGAUAGUGAAAUACAUUAAAAAAUUUAAUUUUAAUUUUAUUUAUUUAAAUUAAAUGAUUAUUAAUAGCGGUUGUUGAAUCUGUGCGCAGCUUGAGAAUGGAUGCUGAUAAGGAAGUUACAUUUCUUUUCCAAUUUGGAAUGGUACGUGAUGCUGCAUCUGUGAAUCAGAGUGAACUUACAUUAAAAACAUUGAAAGAUCUAGCAUGUGAAUUUAUAAAUAGUAAGUUUCCCGAUAAUGGCUUAAGUCGUUUACCAGAACGUUUGUUACUUUUUCGUCAUGAAUACAAUUCUACAAAUAUAUUGCAGCUAGUAAAUUCAGCAUCAGAAGUGGUUGAUUCCACGUUAAUUGAAAUUGUUUUAACAGCGACACAAGUACCACAAGAAGGAUUUUUAAGUCCUGAUUCAAAUGCUCCAGUAAUGCGACCUCAUGCUCUAAAUGUUCACUCUUACAAGGCACCUACAUUCUGUGAUUUUUGUGGUGAAAUGUUAUUUGGUUUAGUACGUCAAGGACUUAAAUGUGAAGGAUGUAAUCAGAAUUAUCAUAAGAGAUGUGUGUAUAAAGUUCCAAAUAAUUGUACUGGACAAAAUUUAAAUGUAAACGACAAAACCCGUCGCAGAUCGGGUAUUUUACAAUUACCACCCCGAUCACCAUCGGGUGGCUCAACUACAUCGAUCAAUUCAGCUAGUUCAACAAAUGUUGGUCAAGAAAAAGAUGAUAAUAAUCCAAUGUUAAGUAUUAAUAAUCGAUCAUUCGUCUCAACACCAACCACAUUCUCAACGCAACUUAGCAGUACCUCACGAAGUAGUAUUCGUAUUCCACAUACAUUUGUAUUACAUUCUUAUACACGUCCUACUGUAUGUCAAUUUUGUAAAAAACUUCUUCGUGGCUUAUUCAAACAAGGACUUCAGUGUAAAGACUGCCAAUAUAAUGCUCAUAAAAAAUGUAUCGACAAAAUACCGAAAGACUGUACCGGAGAAGUUGGAACAGGACAUUCAGGUACUGAAUAUGCAGACAGUUGUACAAGUAGUGAACCAGAUCGACUUUAUUCACGAAGCCUGAAUGAACAUUCACCACGUGAUGAUGAGGAUAGUGACAACGAAUUUAAAAAUCAAGAUGAAUUAAAAUCAGUGAACGACGAAACAAUACCAGAAAACUAUUAUUAUAAAAAUCAAUCAAAUGGUGAAGGUCAUCUUAUUGAUAUUAUACCAAGUCGUGAUAAUGAUGAUGAUGUAUCAGAUAAAUCACACCCAUCAAGUUCAUCGAGCUCACCAAGUGCCAAUAUACCACUUAUGCGAAUAGUUCAAUCGGUAAAGCAUACAAAAAGACGCGGAUCAAAAGUGCUUAAGGAAGGUUGGCUUGUGCAUUAUACAAAUAAAGAUCGAACCGUACGAAGGCAUUUUUGGAGAUUAGAUACAAAAUCCAUAACACUUUUUCAAAGUGAUCAAGGAUCCAAAUAUUAUAAAGACAUACCACUUUCUGAUAUUGUAGCUAUUGAUACGGCUCGUGCAAGACAAGGAGAUAUAAUGCAUUGUUUUGAACUAAGAACAACAUUGAUCGAUUAUUUUGUCGGGCAAGAGGGCAGUGAAGAUUCUGUACCGUCACCAGAUAGUGGCAUUGGUGCUUAUAUUGCAACAUCUUGGGAGACAUCCAUACGUCAAGCGUUGAUGCCAGUCACUGCAAAUUCGAAAAUUGAAAGGCGUGAUGAAAAUGAAAGUGAAGAAUCAGUUACAGAUAUGACACAAAUAUAUCAAAUAUUUCCCGAUGAAGUUUUGGGUUCCGGGCAAUUUGGUAUUGUUUAUGGUGGAAUUCAUCGGCGAACCAAUCGACCUGUUGCUAUUAAAGUAAUUGAUAAAUUACGCUUCCCUACGAAACAAGAAGCACAAUUAAAAAACGAAGUAGCUAUUCUACAGAAUUUAUCACAUGGUGGUGUUGUUAAUUUAGAAAGAAUGUUUGAAACCCCUGAACGAAUAUUUGUAGUUAUGGAGAAAUUAAAAGGUGAUAUGUUAGAAAUGAUUCUGUCACAUGAUAAAGGACGGUUAGGUGAAAGAGUAACUAAAUUUUUAAUUACACAAAUUUUAGUUGCACUUAAACAUUUACAUAGUAAAAAUAUUGUACAUUGUGAUUUAAAACCCGAGAACGUACUAUUAGCUAGUGAUAGUGAAUUUACUCAAGUAAAAUUAUGUGAUUUUGGAUUUGCAAGAAUUAUUGGUGAAAAAUCAUUUCGACGCUCAGUUGUUGGGACACCCGCUUAUUUAGCUCCCGAAGUAUUACGUAAUAAAGGCUAUAAUCGUUCGCUGGAUAUGUGGAGCGUUGGUGUCAUAAUUUAUGUUUCUUUAAGUGGUACAUUUCCAUUUAAUGAAGAUGAAGAUAUUAAUGAUCAAAUACAAAAUGCUGCCUUUAUGUACCCUCCAAACCCAUGGAAAGAAAUUUCGUCAGAUGCAAUUGAUCUAAUAAAUAAUUUAUUACAAGUAAAACAACGUAAACGAUUUACAGUCGAUAAAACAUUACAGCAUGUUUGGCUUCAGGAUUAUCAAACAUGGUGCGAUUUACGUGCAUUAGAAUCACAAGUUGGUAUACGUUAUUUAACACAUGAAAGUGAUGAUGCAAGAUGGGAUAAUUAUCAUCGUCAACAUGCAAUUACUGGACAUGUACAACGUCUUUGACCGCCUUUAGUACAACAAACGCAUACAUCAAAAGGUUGGUUACGAGCAGCUAAAUGUGCUUGGCAUCGACUCAUUGAAUUAUAGUAUAAUUUUUUCCUUUGUUACAUAUUUGUUAUGAUUAUUUUUUAAAUAACUUGCCAACUUUAUAUUAAUAGUAAUUAAAAUAACACAAGAAAAGUCACUUAAAAUCAAGUCAAUUAUCUUUUCUACAUUAUCUGAAACGUUCCGUAUUUAAAGAAUUAUCCAUUUUUGUCUUCCAUUCUAAAAGUUUAAAAGAAAAGCAUUAAAUUAAAAUUUUUUAGUAACGUAUGGAGGAUAAACUGGAAACUCCAAGACGUAUUGUAGAAAAUAAAGUUAAUAGCAUGAAAUAACAAAAAAUAUGGCAUAAAAUAGCUACAAUGCCCACCGUUGUCGUCCGAGCAAGAAUUCUUGAAUGUUAAAAUACAUUAAAGAAGGGUUUUUUAAUAUUUUAGAAUAUUCCAUACCUUUUGAAACAUUUUACAUCUGUCUCGAAAUCUGGUAACAUUCUAAAACAUUCUGUAACAUUCCUGCAAAUUCUAUAAUUUCUUGGAAAAUUAUAUACAUCACUGUUGACUCUCUCACACACUAAACGCCGCUCAAUACAUUUUUUACUCGAUUUACUAGAAAUGCCAUCUGUUAAAUAAAGAUAGAUAUGACUAUAUAUUUUUGUGACCCACGUCAUCCUACCGCUUCCAAAUUCGCUUAUUAUCAAGAGGAGGCUAAAAGAUGUCUACCAUCACAACUACAAGUGGGUUAACCUAAUACGAAAAGCUAGGAUUCACAGAAAUUUAUACCCUGUAUAUAUAAUAUCAAAGUAUAUUCCCUCAUUUCGACUCAUCAUGAAUUAUGAUAUGUUUGUGCUCCACAGUAGAACAAAGGGAGAUAUUGAACUCCUUGUAAAAUUUUGACCUCCUAAUUUUACUCCUUGUUAGAAGAAGCCGGUAAAGUAAAUUUAAAUUUCAUAAAAAUUGAUGCGUUUUUUCUUACAUUUUAAUAUUAAAG
Molecule: messenger RNA, 3746 nt
Organism: Chrysoperla carnea
Lineage: Eukaryota; Metazoa; Arthropoda; Insecta; Neuroptera; Chrysopidae
Gene: PKD
Product: serine/threonine-protein kinase D1
Exons: 16
Coding region: 156-2723 (855 amino acids)
Biological process (GO): protein phosphorylation
Molecular function (GO): ATP binding; protein serine/threonine kinase activity
Source: RefSeq, a predicted model, not a curated record